Messenger RNA from Orbicella faveolata, 6098 nucleotides. Its product is annotated as cilia- and flagella-associated protein 337-like. The record is from RefSeq and is a predicted model, not a curated record. Gene Ontology annotation, molecular function: calcium ion binding; protein binding. Lineage: Eukaryota; Metazoa; Cnidaria; Anthozoa; Scleractinia; Merulinidae.
GGUUGAGUCAAUGCAGAGAGAGGCUCUCCAAAGAUGUGACGGGAGAUUGAAAUAUGGCAGGGGUACUUGUCCUGUCGACUAACAGAGGUGGUUCGAGAACAGAGGUAUUCCAUCAUGGACAAGAAAUCCGUUACCCAGGAAACCGCUUCUACCAAGAUGUCGUUCCUCCAGCUUCCAGGAGCCGAACACGAGUUCGGAAACUCUCGGCUGCCUUCGGCAACAUCUUCGGUAAAGUCUGGAUCGAUUCACUUCGCCACAACAGUUCGGAUGCUUGCACCAGUGAUUUGGUCGCGAAUUCAGUCAAAACAAAAGAAAUCAGCUGCGCGUACCGUCUGUUCUGUGAACACAAAUGAUUCUUCUCACGACAAUACCAAGGGAUUGGAGCCCCUGCGCUUGGAGGAAGAGUUGGACAUUCAUCAUCUUGAAACCCUUAUGUUCAAGUUUAUGACGCACAUUCCAGAUAAGACAGCUCUCAAGAAAUGGCUGACAAGACGAGGAUCAGUAUACAGAGACCAAAGCAGGUUUCAUUCAGCAGGGUUAAUGACGCAAGAAGAAUUUCAUGAAAUGCUGGCAGAUUUACUAGGAGUUGAAACAUGGGAUAGCCGAAAGGUGGCGUUAUUUGAGAAAGAGAUAGGAAUGCUAUUUAAGAAGGUUGAUAUCGCUUCUGAUGGCCUGGUUGACUGGGAUGAAUUCUGCACUUAUCUUAUGCUUCAAUUUGAAGAGAAUGACCAAGCCACCAAAGUGAACAGCAACACAUUUAUUCCCAAGCCAAAUAUUGUGAGAAUAGACUAUAACAAGGAAACGACAACAAAGAUACUCACUGACUUUAAUCCGAUGAGAUAUGUCACAGUUAGUAAGGAAGGAAUCAUUGGAGUCUGGAGCACAGAACUGGAACUUCAAAGGAAAAUUGAAAUGGAGCACAACAGCUCUGAUGUUGAACGAAACUCUAACAAGCGUCAUAUUAAGAUGUGGGUGACAGACGCUGUUGCCAUGGCAAAUGUGCAUAAGAUGGCUCUCUCUACGACCAACAGGGACAUUUAUUUUUAUGACAUGUCAACACCAAUUUACACGCCACUAUUUCAUCUUUGUGCUCUUGGAAAUGUGGUCCUUUGUCUUGAUUACCAUUAUAACAGAAAGUUACCAGCUGGAAAAUCAAUGCUUUUUCUUGGAAUGGACAAUGGCGUGAUCAUGUUCCUUGUGUUCUCAACACCUCUCAAAGGACUGUUUGAGACUCCGUUCAAGAAAACUUCAGGAAGUCAUCAGGUCUAUCUUCAGGACCUGUCAAGUCACUCUCGUUUUGUAACAUGCCACACCCUGGGUCAAGUUCACUCUGACUGGGUCAGAAGAGUAAAGUACAUUCCGUUGAAGGAGUUUGUUAUCUCAUGCAGCGGCAGUGGAAAGGAUUCACUUGUAGUCAGGGAUAUUGAUGAUAAGAAAAGGAAAACAUACACUUUUAAAGUUGCAAAGGGCGUGGAAUGUUUUGACUAUAGUCACACCCUGAAUGUUAUCUGCACUGGUGGAGUGGAUCAUGCUGUUCGCUUGUGGAAUCCAUACGUCACAGUGAAGCCUGUAGCUAUUAUGAAGGGACACCAGUCCUCUAUCAUUGACUUGGCUAUUCACGAGGCACUGGAACAGGUCUUCAGUUAUGACAAAGAUGGAGUUUUGAAGUCUUGGGACAUCAAAGAACAAGUCUGUCUUCAGACGAUUCCCAUCAGGUUUCCAUUUGGUCACAGAAUCCCUGAACAUGGUCCUUUCCCAUUUCUUCUCAUCACAUCGCCCAUCAACUCCUUGUUUAUUAGUAGUAACGACUGCCUUGCAGAAAUCAAGAUUGUGGCUAUGAGCGCUAAUAAAAGCAGCAAGACCACCCACUGGAGGCCUUUGUGUGCAGCUUUGUAUAAUCCCAGCAUGGGACAAGUGAUCACUGGCUGUGAGGGAUCAGUAAUUACAUUUUGGGACCUGAGCACUGGCCGGAAGGUGCAGCAUAUUGCAGAGGCUCAUGGCGCGGAAGAAAUAUCUUGCAUGACGAUGGAUCCGUCAGGGCGUCGCCUUAUGACUGGUGACAGGAGCGGCAACAUACAUGUUUGGAAUGCUAGCAAUGGCCAUUUGCUUAACAAGCUUGAUCCUUUAGGAGAAAAUGAAGUGACCGGAAUCAUUUCAUUACCUGAGAAGAGUAAAAUAAUAACAGUGGGAUGGAAUCGUAAAAUCCUCGUCUAUUACGAUGACAUUCAGACAUUCUGUCUCAGACCAAAUGCGGGUUGGAAAGGAGGACAAUUGCAUCAGGAUGACAUCUUGACUGCUGCUUUCUGUCCUCCAAACUACCUAGCCACGGCCAGUUUUGACGGUGACAUCAUUCUCUGGAGUCUGGACCGAGAAAAGAUGAUGCGAAGACUGAAGAAAGGCUCGGGAAGUUUGUUAAAAGCCAAGAUUAAGAAGCUGGGACUCCUUCACUGCAAAAGAGCAAGUCAAGGCUGUGCUGGUGCGCCGGUGGACAAGUUGUUGUUUCUUACGUCAAGGGCUCAGUGGAAGACUCAAGAGAGCGCUGUACUUGUGUCAUCAGAGGCUGGUACUCUGGAGUUUUGGUGUUUGUACGGUGCGAAUAGACCCAUGGGGAGAUAUCGGGCUGCAGAUGACGAAGACAGCUGUGUGUGCGCCCUAGCAACAGACCCUAGUAACGAUAUGUUGAUUACUGGAGACUCUAAUGGGAACAUCUCUGUAUGGGACAUCAGCUCCUACUGCAUUUCAAGAGCAGAAACCAUCAUUGCUCAGGUUUGGUCGAGAACUCAAGGCGUGGUCAACACAGAUGAGAACCCAGAAGGCAAACCUCCAGUACUCUCUGGCUGGCAUGCGCACCAGGGCUCUGUGGUCAGUGUGGAGUACUUACCACGUGAUCAAGGCGCCUUAUUGCUGUCUGCUUCUGAGGACUGCACAGCAAGGCUCUGGACCCUGAACGGCCAGUUUAUUGGAAUGUUCGGGCAGAAACGAUUGUGGAAUAUUGAUGAUCCAAGCUCGUACAGAGUCGCAAGACAUACUAGUAAUGAAAGAAAAGAAAACGAAAAAGACAACGGUAGUGUGGAAAAAAGAACUCGUCAUCUUAGCGAGAUGAGCGGAACAAGUUCCAACCCACCCUCUCCUCCCCCUGCCAGUCCAACGCAACUAAGUCCCAGUCCACCAACAUUGGAAAUACCCCGGUUAAGCACAAGUACACCGACAACUCCUCGUGAGAGGAAUUUUCUGCCGGCUAUUGAAGUUGGACGGCCAGGUGAAGAUGGAGCUGAAGAAGAUCCGUACUCAUGGAGGAGGAAUGAGUACUACAGGUCCAUGACUAGCCUAGUACUGGAAAAAUCAAACAAAAAUCCACAGACCUGGUCUAUUCUCGGGGAUCAUUACAACAAGGACUUCAGACGGCGCAUGGAGACGAGGCAGUCACGAAGAGAUCACGUGGGCAAUGUGGACCGGAAGUUAACAAAUGGAGCAGGAUUGGGAAACACUUGCUCUCCUUUCCAAGCNAUUUGGAGUUUUAGGGACCUUAAAUACCCAUUGAGUGUUGACCUUUCUACUUUUUGCUCUCAGACAUUCUGUCUCAGACCAAAUGCGGGUUGGAAAGGAGGACAAUUGCAUCAGGAUGACAUCUUGACUGCUGCUUUCUGUCCUCCAAACUACCUAGCCACGGCCAGUUUUGACGGUGACAUCAUUCUCUGGAGUCUGGACCGAGAAAAGAUGAUGCGAAGACUGAAGAAAGGCUCGGGAAGUUUGUUAAAAGCCAAGAUUAAGAAGCUGGGACUCCUUCACUGCAAAAGAGCAAGUCAAGGCUGUGCUGGUGCGCCGGUGGACAAGUUGUUGUUUCUUACGUCAAGGGCUCAGUGGAAGACUCAAGAGAGCGCUGUACUUGUGUCAUCAGAGGCUGGUACUCUGGAGUUUUGGUGUUUGUACGGUGCGAAUAGACCCAUGGGGAGAUAUCGGGCUGCAGAUGACGAAGACAGCUGUGUGUGCGCCCUAGCAACAGACCCUAGUAACGAUAUGUUGAUUACUGGAGACUCUAAUGGGAACAUCUCUGUAUGGGACAUCAGCUCCUACUGCAUUUCAAGAGCAGAAACCAUCAUUGCUCAGGUUUGGUCGAGAACUCAAGGCGUGGUCAACACAGAUGAGAACCCAGAAGGCAAACCUCCAGUACUCUCUGGCUGGCAUGCGCACCAGGGCUCUGUGGUCAGUGUGGAGUACUUACCACGUGAUCAAGGCGCCUUAUUGCUGUCUGCUUCUGAGGACUGCACAGCAAGGCUCUGGACCCUGAACGGCCAGUUUAUUGGAAUGUUCGGGCAGAAACGAUUGUGGAAUAUUGAUGAUCCAAGCUCGUACAGAGUCGCAAGACAUACUAGUAAUGAAAGAAAAGAAAACGAAAAAGACAACGGUAGUGUGGAAAAAAGAACUCGUCAUCUUAGCGAGAUGAGCGGAACAAGUUCCAACCCACCCUCUCCUCCCCCUGCCAGUCCAACGCAACUAAGUCCCAGUCCACCAACAUUGGAAAUACCCCGGUUAAGCACAAGUACACCGACAACUCCUCGUGAGAGGAAUUUUCUGCCGGCUAUUGAAGUUGGACGGCCAGGUGAAGAUGGAGCUGAAGAAGAUCCGUACUCAUGGAGGAGGAAUGAGUACUACAGGUCCAUGACUAGCCUAGUACUGGAAAAAUCAAACAAAAAUCCACAGACCUGGUCUAUUCUCGGGGAUCAUUACAACAAGGACUUCAGACGGCGCAUGGAGACGAGGCAGUCACGAAGAGAUCACGUGGGCAAUGUGGACCGGAAGUUAACAAAUGGAGCAGGAUUGGGAAACACUUGCUCUCCUUUCCAAGCCCUCCAUAUGCCUGACACUAAAGAGUACGAGCUUCCUAAGAACAUGCCGGUGACUCCACGUAUGAUGCACAAGGCGGGUCGAUCAUCAAGUGAGCCAGUCUGGAUGACAGUCCGACAGGGAGCACUGCCGCCAUUACCCGCACUCAAAAGAUCAGACAGCUUUCUCACCAUGGCUGAGUCCGCUUCAGGAAACGCUUCGCAGUUGUCGUUUAUGGUGGAGUAGAUCACGCUUUUGGUGAAAGAUCAGAACGAGUGUCUUUUGGUUCGUUAUGAUUGACAUCUUCAUGGCAAUCAGAGCGGGAAAACAACAUCUGUGUCUUUGCGAUGUCUCGCCUGCGCAAAUACUUUCCUGUUGCUAACUUGCUUCUAUCUCCGAGACUGUUCGAGAUAUUUCAGAAUUUAGCACAACGAAGCUCACUGAUUCGAGUCGGUUGUGAAAAAUCGUGUGCUAUAAUUAGCCAAUCAGCUUCAUCGUGACACGUCAUCAGUGUGAAAUGUCGUUCGUCAUUUCCAGGGCAAGAGAGAGAAGGAGAGAGAAAAGUCAACCGUGUUUAUUCAAUUGUUAUUCUGAAGGGAAAACUACCAUCUGUUUCAAAUGAUACACAUUGUAGCAUUCUUGUGACUUGCUACACUACGAUACUUGUCAAGGAAAGAUUACGUUACGAAUCAAACAAAUGCCUACAGAGGCUACCUUUGAGUCGUUCAGAAAUAUGAUAGAAGAGAGGGACUGCCUCGAGAGUUCUGCCCUCGCACUAACAGGAACUUGCGGAAAAGAGACGCUAUGAAGUGAUGGAAAUCCAAAAUCAAGGUAGUGCUGUUCAUAAAACGAAAGAUGGCAGAACAUUCUUGGAGUUGAGUCCAAACCAAAAAUAACUUAAUAGUUUCGUUGAUGAUCCACAAUAAAUCAUAUGACAUGUAUUUAUUUUUUAUAUAUAGUUACGCUAAGUAUAAUUUAUUGUACAGUUGCCAAACACGGAGAAGUUUUUAAAUAGUAUACUCUUCAUGUACCUCUAGGAUCGAAAAUAAUGAUAUAGAGGACAAUUCGAGUAUUUUUAUUGUUCUAUGAAGUAUGAAUUAUGAGUUUUUACAAAAAUUGGGAAAAGCUUCGAAAUAUGAAGGAGAAAUGAGAAAUGGAGAAUUUUGGUGCCUGCAGUCCAUUGACGCCAUCGUAGAAUUCUGCAAUCAAUAAUGACUAAAGAGCAUGCUUAGAUUAUGGAUGUUUUUAUUAAAGAAAUCAUUAUGACAACCUUA